Molecule: messenger RNA, 2210 nt
Organism: Podarcis raffonei (Aeolian wall lizard)
Lineage: Eukaryota; Metazoa; Chordata; Lepidosauria; Squamata; Lacertidae
Product: serine/threonine-protein kinase PLK2-like
Exons: 15
Coding region: 13-1833 (606 amino acids)
Biological process (GO): protein phosphorylation; mitotic cell cycle; regulation of cytokinesis
Cellular component (GO): nucleus; spindle pole; centrosome
Molecular function (GO): protein serine/threonine kinase activity; protein binding; ATP binding
Source: RefSeq, a predicted model, not a curated record
GGGGGGCACCCGAUGGGGCGGAUGGAGCACCCCGCCUGGAGGAGGGCAGAAGGCGAGAGCCUCAAAUACUUCAUAGAGGAUCCGAGCACGGGGACGCUUUACAAGAGAGGGCAGCUUUUGGGGAAGGGCGCCUUUGGGAGAUGCUACAAGUUCACAGACACCUCCACCAACAAGGUCUAUGCCGUGAAGGUCGUGCCUCGGUCCCGGGUCUCCAGGCUGGACAACCGAGGGAAGGUCGAGCGCGAGAUCGAGCUGCACAGCCAGCUCAAGCACAGGAAUGUUGUCGGCUUCCACCGGCAUUUUGCUGACCAGGAGAACAUCUACAUGGUCCUGGAGUACUGCAGUCGGAAGUCCCUGGCCCACAUCCUGAAAGCCCGCAAGACGCUGAUGGAGCCUGAGGUCCGCUUCUACCUCAAGCAAGUCAUUGCUGGCCUCCAGUACCUCCACCAGCAAGGCAUCAUUCACCGGGACCUCAAGCUGAGUAACUUCUUCAUCACGAAGACCAUGCAGGUGAAGAUUGGGGACCUGGGGCUGGCGACUCGUGAGGAGCAGGCUAACCGGAGGAGAGGAGUGGUCUGUGGGACCCCCAAUUACCUGGCUCCUGAAGUCAUUGCCAAAAAGGGGCACUCGUUCAAGUCGGAUGUCUGGGCCCUUGGCUGCAUCAUGUACACGGCCCUCACGGGCUGCUCCCCCUUUGAGAUCACCCACAAGCAGGAGAUGUACCGCUGCAUCCGGGAAGGGCGCUACCCCACCCCCAGCCGCCUCUCACCCAGUGCCAGGGACCUCAUUGGGAAGCUGCUGGCCCCCGAUCCUGAAGCACGGCUCACCCUGGAAGAAACCCUCGCCCACGAGUUUUUCACCCAGGGCUUCACCCCGACCCAGCUGCCUUCCCGCGCCUGUCAUUCUGCCCCGCUCUUCGUGCUUCCCAACCCACUGAGGAAGUUCUUCCAGAAAGCGGCAAAGGUUUUCCUGCGUGGCUCCCUGUGCCAGGAGACCCGGACAGUGAGCCCCCCACCCCAGGAAGCGGAAGGGAUGCCACCACUUGGGAUGCCUGCCGAGACCCCCAGCCUGGAGGUGGAAGAGGACAGCCAGAAUGCCACUGAGGACACAGCCACCUUCCCUGUCUGCUUGCUCAUGAGGGGCUCCUUGAACGUCAGCCGGGAGGCGGCCGAUGCCGAGAGGAGCAUGAUGGCCAAAGUGGAUGAAGUUCUGCGGACCUGCCUGAAGACCAUCCCCCUGGCGGAAGAGGAUCCCGAGGGGCCCCCAAGGGCUGGACCCGUCCAGAUGGUCACCAAGUGGGUCGACUACUCCAACAAGUACGGCUUCAGCUACCUGCUCUCGGACGGCUCCACUGGAGUGCUCCUGGCUGAUGGGACCCACAUUGCGCUUUGCCCGCAACGCCAGCGCGUCUGCUACUGCCCCAAGCUCCACGAGGCCUCAUCCUUCCCGCGGAGAGACGUGCCGCCUUCGCUGACCAUGAAAAUGGGGGUUCUCCACUUCUUCAGCCGGUACAUGCAGCAGCGACUCCUGGAGGGGGGUCACCAGCAGGCAAGUCCCACCACCUCGCUGGACAACCUCUGCCUCCUGCACUUUGCAAAGUCCCAGGAGGCACUUUUGAUGCUCUUCAGCGACGGGACCCUGCAGGUCAACUUCUACCACGACCGCACCAAGCUUGUGCUGAGCCCCACGCCAGCUGGGGGGUACCUCCUGACUUUCGUGGACCGGCAGCGCCAGAGCCGGACCUUCCCGCUGGAGACGCUGGUCCUGCGAGGUUGGACGAUCCCCUUGCGAGAGCGCCUCAGCUAUGCCCUGAGCAUGCUGCACUGCCUGUAGCAGACCCCUCCCAGCACCCCCCUUUCCCUGAGCCCGCUUACACUCCCUGCCCUGUCACUCACAGGCUGCUGGCCAGAUCCUGCUCUGCCCCCCACGUGGGGUUGGGGCCAGGUGGUGGUGGGGGCUCUGUGCAAGGGUUGGAAAUCCAGGCAGGAUCCUUGUGUCUUGUAAGGAGCAGCCUAGGAGCAAGCAGGUGGUGAGGGCAGGAUGAAGCCUGAGGCAGCGGAGACGGCAGAUUGGGUUGCGGGUUCGAAUCUCAGGUUGGGUGGGAUAUUCCUGCAUUGCAGGGCGUUGGGCUGGAUGACUCUUGAGGUCCCUUCCAACUCUAGAAAUCUGAGGAUAAUAAGCAAGUGGUACAGAAAGGGGGCAGUUGUGGG